Messenger RNA from Penicillium diatomitis, 843 nucleotides. Its product is annotated as 18S rRNA methyltransferase BUD23. The record is from RefSeq and is a predicted model, not a curated record. Bases 1 to 843 code for a protein of 280 amino acids. Gene Ontology annotation, molecular function: rRNA (guanine) methyltransferase activity. The transcript is spliced from 2 exons. Gene Ontology annotation, biological process: rRNA (guanine-N7)-methylation. Gene Ontology annotation, cellular component: nucleolus. Lineage: Eukaryota; Fungi; Ascomycota; Eurotiomycetes; Eurotiales; Aspergillaceae.
AUGUCGCGCCCUGAAGAUAUUCUCCCGCCUGAUCUCUUCUACAACGACAAUGAGUCCCGCAAAUAUACCACGUCCUCCCGUAUUCGGAAUAUCCAGGCCGAUAUGACCCAACGUGCCCUCGAAUUGCUCGAUCUCAAGUCUCCAUCACUCAUCCUCGAUCUCGGCUGCGGCUCAGGACUGUCUGGCGAAAUGUUGUCCGAAGUAUCUCCCGAAGAUGGUGGACCACACACAUGGGUGGGCAUGGACAUUGCACCCAGCAUGCUGGAUGUCGCCCUCCAGCGCGAAGUCGAGGGUGAUUUGUUUCUCGCAGAUAUUGGACAAGGCGUGCCUUUCCGUCCAGGUACAUUUGAUGCUGCCAUCAGUAUCAGUGCUAUUCAAUGGCUGUGCAACGCCGAGACCAGCGAUGUCAGUCCCGAAGGCCGCCUGAAGCGCUUCUUCGAGGGCCUGUACGCCAGUCUCCGACGUGGUGGGCGUGCCGUCUGCCAGUUCUAUCCUAAGAACGACAUCCAGCGCAGCAUGAUCAGCGGUGCGGCGAUCAAGGCUGGAUUCGGCGCUGGUAUGCUGGAGGAUGACCCUGGUACCAAGAACAGCAAGCUCUACCUGGUUCUGACGGUAGGUGGUGGUGGUCUUUCAGGCGAUAUCACCGGUGUCGUCAACGGUAUGGACGGCGUGAAUGUUCUGGACGCGCGGAGGAAGGCCCAGGAAAUGAACAAGGCGCGCGGUACACCAAGAAAGGGCGAUAAGGAGUGGAUCAUGAAGAAGAAGGAACAGAUGCAGAAGAAGGGCAAGGUUGUCAAGGCUAACUCCAAGUAUACUGGGCGCAAGCGACGCAUUGCAUUCUGA